AUGGAGUCUAUUCCUCUCGUUCAGAAGGAUGACGAGGAUAAGAAACAGAAGAUAGAUUUUCACCACCAGCUGGAGAGGACAUUGUCGAAGGCAGAGAAGGGUGCAAAGAUGGCCGAGGCCUACCGUUCUACCCUACAACCCCGGCGACUUCCAAAUAGGAACUGGCCUCGGUCGUUGGGACAACGGUGUGCCAGUAGGGUCACUGCGACUAUUAACGAAUUCGGGAAGUUUGAGUGGACUUGCCAUGCAAUCAGCCUCAGGAAACAGAUCUCUGAAGAGCGAACCAACAACGAUGAAGUGUGUCUUUGGCCAACGGAGUAUGGUUCUGAUGGAGAAUUUACCAUCGGUAAUUUUGAUGAACCCAAUUCGCUCAUUUGGCCUUCUUUAGAAAUACUCGAUCUGAAAGCCAAGUCAUCAGACUAUGACAAGAAGAGUGUCUGCCUGGAAGACACAGAAACUAAAGCUCCUGGGAGUCUCGGUCCAGUUUUGCAAUAUGCGUUGAAAUAA
Messenger RNA from Pseudomassariella vexata, 507 nucleotides. RefSeq lists its product as uncharacterized. The transcript has a single exon. NCBI's taxonomy places the organism in Eukaryota, Fungi, Ascomycota, Sordariomycetes, Amphisphaeriales, Pseudomassariaceae. Bases 1 to 507 code for a protein of 168 amino acids. The record is from RefSeq and is a predicted model, not a curated record.